AUUUAUUUAAAGAAGAGAGGACAGCGGUCUGAAGUUUUCUCCUGUAGUUAAGCAAGGAAAAUGAAGGUGGCCAUUCUCAGUCUGGUCCUGCUGCAGUGUCUGUGCUGCUCUGGGCGUCCCCCGCUCCAGGUCGACCUGGCCCCCGCGGUGCAGAAGGCCGCGAGCAUGUCCCUAGCCCGGGUCAACACGCAGUCCAGCGGGGCCAACCUGUACCGAAUCACACACAGCUCCCUGAAGAAAGUUAUCCCGGUGGGAAUCAACGCGCAUGACCUGAUGCUGAACUUUCGAAUCAGGGAAACGGUCUGUCCCAAAGCCUCAGACACCGACCCGGAGAAGUGCAAUUUCAAAUUGGGUUUCUUCGUGGCCACGGCGUCCUGCUCCAGCCGAGUACGUGUCUCCUCCGGACUCUCGGAGCUCGUCUCCCUCAGGUGCAGCCGCUCCGACAGCUCCAGCUCCAGCUCCGAGUCCAACAGCGGGGAGGCACUCCGAUGGCUGAGUGGAAUGAGUGGACAGAGCCACUUCGGGAUUGGAGCAGGCCCGGUGAACACCCCCACUCAGAGGACCGCUGUGGACAACCACCUUGGGGGGAACGGCAUGGAUAACUUCAUGCAGUAAAAACGCAUGGCUCACCGGAGUUCACUUCGCACAAAAUAUCAAAGAUAAUCACUGUGCAGAGGGACAAUAUGAUGAGAGACCUGGAAAUUUUUGUUUUGAAAAAAAAAGUUUUGAAUUUUAGUCAUCGACUGUUUGGGAUUCACAACAAAAAGUCAAUACAUGUCUUGGAUAUGAUUAUCUUUUGUUAAAGGUAUUUUGUUAAAUGUACAUUUAACAAAACAUAAUCAUAUCCAUAGAAACAUGCAAGUGUAUAAUCGGAACACACUCUAGGGUUGUGAUUGGCUCAGAUAUCUGUGCCUUCUCCUUUGAUUGGUCCAGCAGACAGACAGAUGGCGUUUGACUGAGCCCAGAUUCGGGGAAGACGCCAGACAUCCACUGAAACCCAGUGAAAUACAGGCUUUCAGCGCUGCACGGCUGCGCUGCUGCCAUCAUUAUCCACUGACCCAGAAACACACAUAUCCCCACAGCUGUGUUCCACUUCACCCGUCCCUCAACAAGCAAUACUGCUGUAGCCUCCCAGCUCAAAUACAGUAGCAGCCCUGCUGAAAAGAAAGACCAGCUAAGACCAGUUGAGACCAGUUGGCAUUUGAAGCAGUUUUACGCUAUUUUCAAGUUCCAGGCUAGCUGGUCAUAGUCUCUAGCUGGAUAAAGCUGGUCAAAGAGUAAGCCGGUGGUAUACUGGCGGAUGGUAGGUUUAAGAUGGAAUUUUCAGCAGCUCCAAACAUAUUUCGCCUCAACUCGCACUCUGACAUCAUCACUCUGAAUUCACAUUCCUUGGCACACAACGUAACUGCUCCAUAUAACCGUUAAACACCUUGCAUCAUGUAGCUACUGACCCAAACAGUUUGUUGCCACAAACUCUAAUAAAAUUGAUAAUGUGUCA
Molecule: messenger RNA, 1498 nt
Organism: Conger conger (European conger)
Lineage: Eukaryota; Metazoa; Chordata; Actinopteri; Anguilliformes; Congridae
Product: secreted phosphoprotein 24-like
Exons: 6
Coding region: 61-615 (184 amino acids)
Biological process (GO): bone remodeling
Cellular component (GO): extracellular region
Source: RefSeq, a predicted model, not a curated record